Molecule: messenger RNA, 4095 nt
Organism: Stegodyphus dumicola
Lineage: Eukaryota; Metazoa; Arthropoda; Arachnida; Araneae; Eresidae
Biological process (GO): regulation of transcription by RNA polymerase II
Cellular component (GO): nucleus
Molecular function (GO): RNA polymerase II cis-regulatory region sequence-specific DNA binding; DNA-binding transcription activator activity, RNA polymerase II-specific
Source: RefSeq, a predicted model, not a curated record
AUCAAUACAUCUCACUUCGAAUCUCAACAUAAGAAACUUUUAACAAUGAAAUCACAAUUCCAUUUAUCUCAUUAACACAUUUCAAUUGUAAUACUUUUAUAAUGUUUUUCAAAUUUUAGAAAAAUUUAUCUUGGCCCGCCAAACUUGUUUUUUCGAUUUUUCAUCCGCGGCCAAAAAAAGUUUGCCCCUUGGUUCCUCCUAUUCUAACCUCCUUGGUUUGCCCAUCCGUACCUGGCUUGUUGAUUUUGCACUGGAUAAAUUUGCAGGUUUUUCUCAGUAGAAUCUUACAAUUUGCCAUGAUUCUCAAAAAUCUGAAAUCCCAGGAUAAAUAGCUAUAGCUUGCGCUGCAGUUUAAAGACUUAUUGAAGAUCUGGAUUUGUAAAUUUUCAAUUUUCAGCUACGUGCUGAGAUGACUGUGUAUAACCCCAGCCAAACUAGAUGGCACCACCUCUCGGGAGGUAGUGUUCGGUCGCCUCUUUGCCUUUGCCCAUCGUGAAAAUGUUCUAUGAACAAGGAAUUCCUGAUAAUGUUUAUUUUUAUGCUUGCUGUUGGCUAUUGUAUAUCUUUUAAAGUUUUUUUUCUUUAAAUAUAUAUAUUAAUUUCUAAACAGUGUAUACAUACUCAUGUGUAAACUUCCUGAAAUCAAUGGUAGACUUGCAUUACAUGAUAAUUGACAAUAAUAUGUACCUGAAUAAGAAAUUAUAUAUCUGUAAAACAAAGUCAAAAUUUUAUUGAAGUUAUCAUGGAAAUAAAUUCAUGCAUGUGUCACACACCGUACAAGUCUUCAGCAUAAUGUACUGAGAGUUUAUAAAGCGAAACAUCCAAGUACUUCUGUCAGAUUUUUGUUAAAGAGCACAUUUUAUAUUCAUGCUGAGCAUGCACAUUAUUGUAAGUUGUGUUGCAAGUUACAUGAUAUCAAGGCUCUCAGUUAUCAACAUAAUGCUUAAUUUUCUAGUUCUAGAAGAUAUGUUUUGAAAAAAGUAAUAUUUUAAAAGAGGCCAUGCAUACACAUACAAACGAAAAACAUCAGUGCGAGGGUUUUAACAAAUCAUUUACACAAAAGAGCGAUUUAAUGAUGAAUAAGCUCAUUCACACAAGAGAAAAACUUUAUGUGUGUGAAGUAUGUAAAAAGUUAUUCAGUCACAAGUAUAGAUUGAACUAUCAUAUGUUUAUUCACACAAGAGAGAAACUUCAUGUGUGUGAAGUAUGUAAGAAGUCCUUUAGUUAUAGGUCUAAUUUAAAUGUGCAUAUGCUUAUUCACACAAAAGAGAAACCUCAUGUAUGUGAAGUAUGUAAAAAGUCAUUUAGUCGAAAAAAUAGUUUAAACGAUCACAAGCUUAUUCACACAGGUGAGAAACCCUGUGUGUGUGAAGUAUGUAAAAAGUCAUUUAGUCAAAAGCGUCAUUUAAGCAAACAUAUGCUUAUCCACACAGGAGAGAAACCUCAUGUAUGUGAAGUAUGUAAGAAGUCAUUUAGUCAAAGAGGUAGUUUAAACUAUCAUAUGCUUAUUCACAUAGGAGAAAAACUUUAUGUGUGUGAAGUAUGUAAGAAGGCAUUUAGUUAUAAAUGUAAUUUAAACACACAUAUGCAUAUUCACACAGAAGAGAAACCUCAUGUGUGUGAAAUAUGUAAGAAAUCAUUUCAUCGAAUGAAUAGUUUGAAUGAUCAUAUACGUGUUCACACAAAAGAGAAACCUUAUGUCUGUGAGGUAUGCAACAAGUCAUUUAGUCACAAGCGUAGUUUGAGCUCCCAUAUGCUUUUCCAUACAGAAGAAAAACCUCAUAUAUGUGAAGUAUGUAAGAAGUCAUUUAGUCACAAGCGUAGUUUGAACUCACAUAUGCUUUUUCACACAGGUGAGGAACCUCAUGUGUGUGAAUUAUGUAAGAAAUCAUUUGGUCACAAACGUAGUUUGAAUUCUCAUAUGCUUUUUCAUACAGGAGAGAAACCUCAUGUGUGCGAAGUAUGUAAUAAAUCAUUUAGUCAUAAGUCUAAUUUAAAUGUGCAUAUGCUUAUUCACACAAAAGAGAAACCUCAUGUAUGUGAAGUUUGUAAGAAGUCAUUUAGUCACAAGGGUAGUUUGAAUUCCCAUAUGCUUCUUCACACAGGAGAGAAACCUCAUGUGUGUGAAGUUUGUAUGAAACCAUUUAGUCAGAAAACUAGUUUGAACUCCCAUAUGCUUCUUCACACAGGAGAGAAACCUUUUGUGUGUGAAAUAUGUAAGAAAUCAUUUAAUCGCAAGUGUAGUUUGAACUCCCAUAUGCAUUUUCACACAGGAGAGAAACCUUAUGUUUGUCAAAUAUGUAAGAAGUCAUUUAGUCAGAAGCGUAGUUUGAACUCCCAUAUGUUUUUUCACACAGGAGAGAAACCUUAUGUUUGUGAAGUAUGUAAGAAGUCAUUUAGUCAGAAGCGUAGUUUGAACUCCCAUAUGCUUCUUCACACAGGAGACAAACCUCCCAUGUGAUAUAUAUAUAUGAAGUCAUUUAGUCAAAAAAAAAAAAAAAAAUAGUUUUAAUUCCCAUAUGUAUUGUUACACAGGAGACCCUUAUGUGUGUGAAGUAUAUCAAAAGAUAUUUAAUCUUAACUUUAAUUUAAAUAUGCAUAUGGUAAUGAAAAGUAAGAGAAACCUUUUGUGUGAAAAAUGUAAAAAGUCAUUUAUGUCACAAAGUAGUUCGAGCUACCUUAUGCUUAUUCACACAAACCUAUGCUUGUAACAAGCCAUUUAUAUAAAAGGGUUAUUUAAAUAAGCCUAUAUCUUAUCAGACAGCAGCAAAGCCUGUGUGUGGGGCAUGUAAAAAGUCAUCUAUAUGAAAGGAUGUCUUAAGCAUGCACAUGCACGUAAGAGAAAGAUCUCAUAAGUUAUGAUUCUAUCAAGUUUUUUGGGGGAAAAAAAAAAACUUGAUGAAGCAUGCUAAUCUACACAGAAGAUAUAUUUCUUAUUUUUGAGCAUGUGCAAUUAUAAAGAACUUUUACUCACCACUGCAGUGAGAAUUUGUGUAAGUACAAAAUAAACCUCAUUAUGUGAAGUAAAGGCUGGUUUAAUGGCAUAAUUCUUAGGAUUUUGAGAGGUGCCCAGUGGCAGAAUUCAGGAUUUCCAGACAUUUUGGGCAGUGACAUAAAGUGUAUUGCUGAUCUUGUGUGAGAUGUUGGUCGACCUUCUUCUGGUCUUCUCGAUAUGGAUUCAGUGCCCUGAAGACUGUGGAAGUUACAUUGAGCUCUGCAGCCAUCUGCGUUUGUGACUGGCUUACCUCCAAUCUGCGGACAAUUCUACAUCUCAUUCCAUCAUACUAUUUUCCUGGCUGAUCAUUUUACCUGAUGCAUUAUAAAAAUUUACCCAAUGCAAUUUACCUUGCAAGAAACACGGCGAAUGUAGUAAAGGAGUAUGAGCACACAAAUUGCUGAAACUCCCUCAUGUGCUUAUAUAUCCUGCAGUCAGCUCCGGAGACAAGUGGAUUCUUAGGCUUAAAGACCCUGUCCUGUGGGAGCAUUCCUUUCCAUUCUCCUCCGUCCCGAGGGAACAUCUUGAAUGAAGGCAUGCUGUCUUGAAAUGGUUGAAAAUACGAAAGGAAGGAACAUACAUUUCCAGGCAUUCUCCUGCAAGGUAAAGUGAGACUGUACAAGAGGAUCAGUCAGGGAAAACAACGGUGACUGAUGAUCAAUAGGAGUUCAUAUCAUCCAAUAGGAGAUCAAUAGGAUAACGGUGACUGGAGGCGAAAAGAGAUUGAAACCAUACAGCGGGCAAUAUUAAUAUUGCUCAGCAGUGGCACACGACAAUCAGCCCCAAUAGCACGCCGACGUCGUUGUGACAUUGCAAACGUGUCACGCUAUGGUGCUUUCAAUGUCGCAGUAACAUUGUAGGAAUGGCUUAAUGUCCCCUUUUUGCGACGUUGAUGUGAAGUCACAUUGGGGCAUAGUUUUGAAGUCUUACUAUGACAUUGAUGCGUAGUCACGCUGUGACGUUGUUGUGAAGUUACAGUGUGAUAUUAUUGUGAAGUCACACUGCGACAUUCAUGUAAUGACUUAUUGUGACUUUAAUAUAACGUGUUAGAUUGACAUGAAUGCAACAUAAUAAAGUGCCAUGGAUGUGAUGUCAGUAAA